This is a messenger RNA of Paramecium pentaurelia, 4256 nucleotides long. Lineage: Eukaryota; Ciliophora; Oligohymenophorea; Peniculida; Parameciidae. The record is from the annotation of a GenBank genome assembly.
AUGUUCACAAAUCUUAGAUCUACAGACAACACUAUUAGACAAUAAGCAGAAUAGGAAUUAUAUGCUUAAGUUGCAGCAAAUCCUAUUGCAAUCCUUGAAUAGUUUUUAAUAGCAAUGUAAAACAAAGAAGACACAGAAUUUGUAUCUAUAUUAUUAUCUAAAACUAUUUUUGAAAAUGAAGAGAAUAUUAGUAAAUUAGAAUGGAGUCAUGUUGAAGCUGUUCUUAAAUUUUGUGUUAGUGAAUUGAAAUAAGAAAAUAAAAUAUCUCAUCUUAAGAGAAUGUGUGAUUUGGCGGUAAAAGGAUUACUCAAGUUCACAAAAUAUGAUGAAAUGAUUAUGUUACUUUUUGAAAUAGGUAGAAGUGCUUAAACUUUAAAUUAAAAGUUAGCAACAAUGUACUAUAUAGAAAUCAUGUGUGAAUUUGCUUUAUGUGAUGAAUAAUUAAUUAAACACAGUUAAUAAUUGAAUGAAAUAUUUUCAGCAUUUUUGAAUGAUUAAUCUCCAUAAGUAAGAGCAGCAACUUGUUAGGGAAUAAGUAGUUUCUUAGUUUCAAUUGAAGAAGAAUCAUUAUUGAAUAGAUUCAGUAAUAAUGCAGUAGUGUUAUUAUAAUAAUUUGCAUAAGUUAUGUAAGUUGAUUAAGAAGCAUCAGUACAAGCAUUAUAAUCAAUAAAUGAAUUAUUAGAAAACCAUCCUAAAUUCAUGAAAAAUCUAUAUGGAGAAUUAUUGAACAUUUAUACUUAAUUAUUGGGAUCAUAGUCAACAGUAUCAUUGAAAAAGGCAGCACUUCAUGGUCUAUAAACAUUAUGUUAAAUAGCCCCAGCAUUUAUAAGAAAGAGUGAGUAAUUUAAAACAUAAUCUAAUCUAAUGAUUAUGAAGAUGUUAACAGAAGUAGAUAGAAAAGAUUGGGAAAAUACUUUUGAUGAUAAUUGUUUAUAAUUAAAUGAUUUAUCAAGUGUUGCAGAAGAUUGUUUAGGUAAAAUGGUUAGAGAUUUGGGAGUAAAAUAUUUGUUACCUAUUUUUGUUCCACUUAUUAUGUAAGCAUUAAGAUCACCUGUAAUUAAUGAAUAACAUGCUGGUUUGAUAGCUAUGGCAACAUUAUCAGAUAAAGCAGCAGAACAUUUCUAGAAUGAAUUACCUAGCAUUAUGGAAUUAAUAUUACCAUUAUCUUAAUCAUAAAAUAAAUUGAUUAUUUAUGAUUUAUUAACAUGUUUAGCAUCACUUUGUUAAGAAUUUACACCAAAGAUUUAAAUUAAUUAUGGAUCAUAGAUUUUAUAAUUGAUAGUUACAUGUAUGUAACAAAAGAUUUCAUAAAAAAUUCAAUAUAUUUCUAUUGCAUGUUUAGUUGAUUUUACUAGAGAAUUAGUAGAAGACAAAGAGGCAGCAAAGAAUGUAUUGACUCCAGUAUCAACCUUUUUGAUUGAAUAAUUAUACUCAGUUAUUCAAACAAAUUUAACAGGUUCAAUAGAUUAAUAAUAAUAAUAAAUAUUAGAAUAAGCACUUUCAGCAUUCAGUGCUUUAGCUACAAGUUUAUAAGAACAUUUCACUUAAUAUUAUGAUUAAAUGAUGCCAUAUAUGAUGUAAAUGAUGUAGACAGUUACAGUUAAUGAAGUAAAAUCAUUAUUAUUAGAAUGUAUUGGUUGUUUCUUAGUAUCUAUUAGUACAACAAGAAAAGAAUAAUGCAAAACUGAUUCUAAUUAAUUAGUUACACAUUUUAUCUAAUAAUAAAAUAAAAUGGAAUCAGAUGAUCCUGCUCAUACAUCUAUAUUCUUCUUCUAUACCUAAGUAGCUACAGCUUUAAGAUGUGAAUUUGGUUAAUACUUAGAUGCUAUAUUCCCAUUAGUUGAAAGAGCUAUGAGAUUAGAUGUUGGUUUUUCAAUCAAUUCAUAGGCUGAAGGAAAGAAUAUUACUAAAGUCAAGUUAGAUCUUAAAUUCUUAGGAAUGAAAAGCUUAUCACUCAAUACUAGUGCUCUUGAAUAAAAAGUAGAAGGAGCUCAUACUCUUGUUAAUUUAGCUGAGUAAUGUGGUAAAUCAUUUUAUCCAUAUAUAACUAAAACAAUAGUUUUAAUGAAAGAAUUCAUUAAUUAUAAACACAGUUCAUAAAUCUAAAAAUCUAUGGCUAAGUGUUCAGAAUAUUUAAUAGCUGCAUGUACACUUGAAACAGAUAUGGCAUAAGUACUUAUUUAAGUUACNGAAUAACAUGCUGGUUUGAUAGCUAUGGCAACAUUAUCAGAUAAAGCAGCAGAACAUUUCUAGAAUGAAUUACCUAGCAUUAUGGAAUUAAUAUUACCAUUAUCUUAAUCAUAAAAUAAAUUGAUUAUUUAUGAUUUAUUAACAUGUUUAGCAUCACUUUGUUAAGAAUUUACACCAAAGAUUUAAAUUAAUUAUGGAUCAUAGAUUUUAUAAUUGAUAGUUACAUGUAUGUAACAAAAGAUUUCAUAAAAAAUUCAAUAUAUUUCUAUUGCAUGUUUAGUUGAUUUUACUAGAGAAUUAGUAGAAGACAAAGAGGCAGCAAAGAAUGUAUUGACUCCAGUAUCAACCUUUUUGAUUGAAUAAUUAUACUCAGUCAUUCAAACAAAUUUAACAGGUUCAAUAGAUUAAUAAUAAUAAUAAAUAUUAGAAUAAGCACUUUCAGCAUUCAGUGCUUUAGCUACAAGUUUAUAAGAACAUUUCACUUAAUAUUAUGAUUAAAUGAUGCCAUAUAUGAUGUAAAUGAUGUAGACAGUUACAGUUAAUGAAGUAAAAUCAUUAUUAUUAGAAUGCAUUGGUUGUUUCUUAGUAUCUAUUAGUACAACAAGAAAAGAAUAAUGCAAAACUGAUUCUAAUUAAUUAGUUACACAUUUUAUCUAAUAAUAAAAUAAAAUGGAAUCAGAUGAUCCUGCUCAUACAUCUAUAUUCUUCUUCUAUACCUAAGUAGCUACAGCUUUAAGAUGUGAAUUUGGUUAAUACUUAGAUGCUAUAUUCCCAUUAGUUGAAAGAGCUAUGAGAUUAGAUGUUGGUUUUUCAAUCAAUUCAUAGGCUGAAGGAAAGAAUAUUACUAAAGUCAAGUUAGAUCUUAAAUUCUUAGGAAUGAAAAGCUUAUCACUUAAUACUAGUGCUCUUGAAUAAAAGGUUGAAGGAGCUCAUACUCUUGUUAAUUUAGCUGAAUAAUGUGGUAAAUCAUUUUAUCCAUACAUAACUAAAACAAUAGUGUUAAUGAAAGAAUUCAUUAAUUAUAAACACAGUUCAUAAAUCUAAAAAUCUAUGGCUAAAUGUUCAGAAUAUUUAAUAGCUGCAUGUACACUUGAAACAGAUAUGGCAUAAGUACUUAUUUAAGUUACUCCUAUGCUCAUUACUGAAUUCACUAUGUUCCUAAAUAGUAAAUCUUAUGAUAGAGCUGCUGAAAUUGCAGAAGUAUUAGCUAAUUGUUUGAAUUAAGUCAAAGCACCUAUUUUAGAUUCUACUAUUAUUGAUUCAAUGUAUUAGACUUGUAAUAAGGCUCUUACUGCAAUAGUAAAAACUAAAGAAUCAAUUACUUAUGAAGAUGAAGAAUAAUUUGAAGCUGAUUGUGAAGAAAUUGAUUCAUUACUUGAUCACAUUACCAAUAUUGCAACUGAAUUAAUAUCUAAUCAUAAAUGUGAAUCUAUUUAAACUAUGAUGCCAACUUAUUACUCAUUUUUAAAUACUAAAUCAACUAAAUCAUAGACAAUUAAUUCUAUUGCAUUUUUCAAUAUUGUUUUACCUCUUUGCAAUGAAUCAGUAUUUUAAUAAGCACAAAAUGAAAUCUUAAAAUGUUAUUCCACUUUUUCGAAAACAGCUGAUCUAGAAAUGAAAUAAAAUUUACUCUUUGGUUAUGGUAAUAUUGCAAAAAGACUUCCAACUCUUGAUACUACUUAGAUUAUUGAAUUAGCUUAAACAAUCAUUGAAUAACCAGAUUGUAAGCAUGUUGAUAAAGUGGCAUCAUAUGAAACUGCUUUAACAACCUUAGGUAAAGUAGCUAUGUAUUGCAAUAUUCCUUAAAAAGAAUAACUUCUUAAUAAAUUCUUAGAUUCCCUUCCACAUGAAUACCAAGAUAGCCAAGAAACUCAUUUAAUGUUUAUAAAAGAAGUAAUAUUAUAAUUUAUUAUAAAUAGGUUUAAAAUAACAAUCCAACAUUGAUUUAAUUUAAAGAUAUAGUUAUCUAAACUUUGAAUAGAAUUAAAACUUAAGAUUGCAAUAAUCCUGAAAAUGAAUUGUUAUGUGAUGAAGGAAGAAAAUUGAUUUCAUAAUUAUUAUGUUGA